Xenopus laevis (African clawed frog) is the source of this 2816-nucleotide messenger RNA. RefSeq names its product chordin-like 1 L homeolog (gene chrdl1.L). The transcript is spliced from 10 exons. The record is from RefSeq and is a predicted model, not a curated record. Lineage: Eukaryota; Metazoa; Chordata; Amphibia; Anura; Pipidae. Bases 176 to 1336 code for a protein of 386 amino acids.
CCCUCUUUCUCCCUCUCUCUGUACACGCUGCUGGCAAAGCAAACUGACUUUCCCAGGGACAGACUAGGAGCUUUAGUCUGGAGCACAGGACUGCACAGUGCCGCAGGGAGCUAACAGCACACUGGAUUAUUAAAUACCACGUCUGCUGAGACAGACUUACAGCCCACUGAAAUCCAUGGAGUUCCUCAGUGAAUUCCUGCAGCUUGCAAUACCCCAGUACAAACCAGUGGGAAGAAGCAUUGUUUUCUCCUGCCUGAUUUUCCUCUUGCUGAUGGAUGGGAGCCUGCUGGAGCACGUAAAGAAUUCAGAAACAUAUUGCGUCUUCCAAGACAGAAAGUAUCGUGUUGGAGAAAGAUGGCAUCCUUAUCUAGAGCCCUAUGGCCUUGUAUAUUGUGUAAACUGCCUGUGCCGAGAGGGUGGAAAUGUUCUUUGCAGUAGAGUAAGAUGCCCAGGUCUACAUUGCACCAACCCAGUAUAUAUACCACAGCUGUGCUGCCCACGUUGCCCAGGAGAUGGAAUGUUAUCCUGGGAGCAUCACGAACCAGACUCCUACAGACAGCCUGCUAACAGAGAAGCGAGACACUCUUAUCACCGUGCCCAUGACCACUCACCUGGCCACAGCAGGCAAACGGGCAACUCACAACAGAAAUUCUCCAACACAAGAAGUAAUCGUGGAGUCCUCUCAGAUCCCCAACAGGCCUCGGGAACUAUCGUGCAGAUUGUCAUCAACAGCAACCACAAGCAUGGGAAAGUAUGCGUGUCAAAUGGGAAGACAUACUCCCACGGAGAAUCUUGGCAUCCCACCUUACGAGCCUUUGGAGUGGUGGAAUGUGUGCUCUGUACCUGUAAUUUCACAAAACAAGAAUGCAAGAAAAUAAGCUGCCCAGAGCAAUAUACGUGUAAAAAUCCACAGAAGAUAGAUGGGAAAUGCUGCAAAGUUUGCCCAGAGGAAGGUUUUGACCCUCAUUCUGGGGACAGAGAUUCCUUAUGCGGAGAAGAAACCAUUCCAGUGUAUGAAGCUGUAUUACUGGAGGAAGGGGAAACCAUCAGGAAAAUUGCUGUAGUGACAGAUGACCCCCCUAUAUCAGACAUCCAUGUGUGGAUCAUUCAGAAAGGCAUUCUGCGCCAGUUUUACACAGAAAAAAUGCCCACAGAAGAAUUUAAAGAGCAGCAGGAAUUCAAACAAAUAACAAGGACGACACCAAGUCAGUGGAAAAUCUUCAGUGAAGGGGAAUCACAAAUAAGCCGCAUGUGCGAAACACGAGUUUGUCGGACAGAACUGGAAGACUUGGUGAAGGUUCUGUAUAUAGACAAGAGUGAAAAGGGCCAUUGUUAAGAGCAGAACUCUGAAGGGGUUUAAAAUCCAGAAGCAGCCUAAAGACAUUGGAUUUGUAGCUGGACUGCAGACUGAUUCUGCUUAAGUUAACACUGUUGCAGAACCCAGAAUGUCAGGACUGUUACACAUGAUGUGUUGCAGAAAGUAAAUGGCAAAUCCAAGUAUAUAAGAGCAUUUAAAUGCUCCCUCGUUUGCCUUAGAGGGCUGGCAUCAAAUCUGAACAUUUUUUUCUCUUUUUAUGAAAUGUUUAUUUGAAAAGUUAAUAUUAAUGGAAUAUGCAUAAAGCAGUAGAAGACAACAUAUAAGUGUGUGAAUCAGUGUAUUUCUGCAGACCAUUUUUAUCACUGGCUAAUAUCUAGGGUGCUGCUUUAACAACAUAGGGCAGUAACUUACAGCAGCCAUUCAAUUUAUAGCUUUCAUCAAAGCUAAAUGUUGAAUGUCCUAGUGCACUAAGAAUUAGCACGUCUGCUUUUUGCUGUGGGCUAUUGCCAUAGUGCUACAUUAGAUUAUAUGGGAACCAUGAUGUUCGUCCAAACCAAAGUUUUUCAGUUAAACAAAAAACGUCCAGUUUUUUUUUUUAUUAAUGAACUGGUCCAUGACAUAAAUGCAAAGCAAGUUGUGUGUCCACAGACAAUCAGAAACAAAAAGAAUGACUUGUGAUCAUUACUUGCACAGUCCCCAAUGCUUGCUUACUCUGUAGGGUGACGUUGCCUAUUGACUACAUGUGUUCAUAAUAUAAUAUACCAACGAAUAUAAAACAAACUAUAUGAUAGCAAAUCGAUCACUGUCCUUCACAGAAAUGAUAUUGUCAAAUGUUAUUAUCUUGCCUGUGAGUGUUGGUUUUUAUUGGCAAGUAUUACAUGCCAAUGUAUUGUGUCUUGUCUCUGAAGAAUACUAUGUAAUAUACUUUAUUAUGAUAUGCUGGCAGACAAAAAACCCUGCACCAGGUGAGUAAAGGUUGCAUUCUUCAACAAUAAACUCAUAACAUUGGUCAAAAAAAAUACAUUCAUUCAAAAAUCAGCCUUGCACAGAUAGAGUACUAAAAGCUAAGCUUUGGUUGGUUCCUUGUGGUUUCCUGUAAAUGUGCACCAAUGUUAGAGUAUAAGGUCAUCUAACUUAUGACCCUCCAGCUGCUGCUGCUGAACUUCCUCUCUCGGCAUCUCAAAGCAAGAAUGCAAGGAGGUAUAGGCUGUCAGUUUCUGUGUGUCUAAUAGAUAACCAUUUAACAAGAGAAGGGGGAAAGGAACAUUAGGGUAUUAAGGUAAUAGUUUGGCUAAAAUGUACAUAAUGAGCUUUAACAAAUUUCUUCUCUGGCAUACAUAUUUAUCACAUCCAAAAAACAUCAGUGCCAUAAUGAAAGCCAAUAAUCUGUCCAUAUGGCAUUAUUUGUGGGUCAGCAUCUCAUGCCAUGUAAGCUUGCUAAAAUGUAAGAAGAAAGCAAACAUAUCCAGACCAGAACAAUAAAAUGUGAUAUUUGUGA